AAAAUUUCAAGAAAUGCAAAAGUCCGCUUCCAUUAUCUCAAAACCCUAUGCUAGAUUAGAAUAUGAUAUACCCGAGAGAUACAGGAACGCGUUUUAUCUUGCAAAUGCGUCCUUUUUCGAUAGUACAAAUUGGUUUUUGCAUAGUGCUUACGAAGUAGUUUUCCCAUUUUUAAAAAAUAGCUACAGACAUAAUGUGAAGCCAUUAGGAAUCAGUGACAGUAAAAUCCAUGCAAAAUUAGAAAAUGUCAUCGAAAGCAUAGAUCAAUGCAACUCCAUUAUCGAUGUUAGAUUUCCACUAAGAAGAGAAAACGGAAAUCUAGAAGUUAUCAGAGGAUUUCGGGCUCAUUAUGGAGAGUCUAUCCAAAACACACCUUGUUUAGGAGGAUUGAGAAUUCACGAAGACAUUACAAGAGAUCAUAUGAAAGCCCUUUCAGUAUUGUCAGCUAUGAAGAAUUUUUGUUUGGGUACAGGCCUAUCUGGAGCCAUGGGCGGCAUUAAAAUCAACCCUGAAGAAUAUUCAGAAAAGGAAUUGAGAAAUAUGAUUGAUCUUUAUGUUGCAGAACUAUUUAAGAAGGGAUAUUGUAAUCACUUGGAUGUUUUUCACCCAGAUAUCAAUACAUCACAUAAAUACAUGAAAUGGAUUUGUGAGGCUUAUGCUACAUGCUCUGGACAAAGUAUUAAUGCAGCAUCCACCGGAAAGCCUUUGGAAUAUGGCGGGAUAGAGGGCUAUGAUAAAGCUGCUGCUUUAGGAGCCUUUAAGGCUUUAGAAUCCUUGAAUAAUGCAGAAGUCCUAUUGAAAACUGGUUGCAGUAAAAUGGGUCUAAAAAAUAAAAGGUUUAUAAUACAGGGACUAGGCAAAGUAGGAAAACCAUUAGCAUUAUUGCUAUUGGAAAAUGGAGCAAUAUGUGUAGGAGUAAGAGAUCAUGAUGCUUAUUUGUAUGAUGCCAAAGGAAUUGAUUUGAAAGAACUAUUCAUACAUAAAGAAAAACACAAUACAAUUGAACAUUUUGGUUUGUCAAAAACUGAAUUUCCUACUUCAAUUUUCACUGAAGAGUGUGACAUUCUUGUGCUGGCAGCCACUCAAAAAAGUUUAACUUGUUCUGUUGCUAAAGAUGUUAAAGCAAGAGUGAUUCUAGAAGCUGCAGAUGGUCCAAUUACACCAAUGGCACACAAAAUUUUAAUAACCAAAUCAAAACUCGUUAUUCCGGAUAUUUAUGCUUGUGCUGGAUCAAAUGUGAUUUCGUAUUUUGAAUAUCUUCGGAAUAUGCAGCAGAUCGGAUGUGGGGCUGAGAAUGUAUUGAGAUGUAGCACAAAAAUUUAUACAGAUAUAUUUAACAAUACCUCUCAAAGUCAAAAAGUAAUUGUUGGUGGAUCGAAGACUCAAUGUGACAUUUUUAAACCUUUAGAUUGUGAUUUUACGAAAAAUGCUAUUGAAUUUAUUUACACAGAAGUAGGACAGGAAAUAUCGAAAAAUUUAGAAUCUUUGAAGCUUGGUGUAGAUGUUAGAUCUGCGGCAUAUGCGGUGGCUAUUAAAAAUGUUUUUAAAAUUAUUUUUGAACGAAAAACCGAUGUAAUUUCGAAUGUAGAAAUAUGAAAAAUAUGGUUUUAAUUAAAUUAUUUGGUUUUUGCAUAGGGCCAAUCUUGUGCAUUUAACUAUUGAAUUGGUAAUCAUCCUUCUACAGCUGCAUCCAGCAUGUUUUCUAACAGUUCAUUUACUGCAUGUUUACAUCUCUAACUUGUUCAAGUUGAUUUAGCAGUGAAACUUUGCAGAAGCUAUGCAAAUAAAUAAACUCUCAAUAUUCUCAGGAAUAAGAUUCAGGAUCUUUGUCGCCAAGUACCUAAUUCAUAAAUCUAAAAUAAUUAUUUUUGUUACUAAAAUUAUUGCAGGUAUUUAUUUGAAGUAAAAUAAAUUUCAUACAUUUGAACACAUUAUGUUACAUUCGGUACAAAAUGGUAACUCUUUAUUGGUAAGCGUAGCUUAAUAAGUAACUAUAUUCUACUAUGUAAAUCGAUUUUUACAUUUUUACUUAUUUUCAUUAAAAAAAAAUAUAUCAUUUAUAAAUGUAAAACUAUUUACAGCACAAAAUCCAUUAUUUUGUACAUUUCAUGACAGGCAAGGAACCUAAAUAGUUAAAAUUAUCUACAUAAUAACUUACUACUUAUAAUAGUGAAUUCCGUGUAAUGGUAAGAGAUCUAUGUGUGAAAAAAAGAUUCACUAUUAAUCCUUUACACUGGCUCAAAUACAGAAUAAUCUCUAUGAGAAUAUUAUUUUCCAAUUGGUGGCAAAUAUUCUCUAGUUGGCUCUUGAGGCCUACCUCCAGGCCUUUGGCCAUUCGUAUAUCCACCAUUCUGUUGCUGUCCGCCAGGAUAUCCUUCACCCGAAGGCUGUUGACCAUUAGUAUACCCAGCACCAGGAGAAGGCUGUUGGCCUCCAGGAAAACCUGAAGGUUGCCCACUUGGGUAUCCAGCACUGGGUUGUUGACCACCCGGUCUUUGCCCAUUUUGCCUUGGCGGUAAAUAUCCGGGCCUUUGUGUUGGUUGGCCAGAGCCUGGGAAUGAUCCUUGAGACGAUUGUCCAGGCGUUGAAGGUCCUUGAGGGCCAGUAGGUCCAAAGGCUGGUCCUUGUGGGCUUCCAGAAGGAUAACCUUGUUGUUGCUGGCCAGUUCUCUGAGG
This is a messenger RNA of Ceutorhynchus assimilis (cabbage seed weevil), 2673 nucleotides long. NCBI's taxonomy places the organism in Eukaryota, Metazoa, Arthropoda, Insecta, Coleoptera, Curculionidae. The record is from the annotation of a GenBank genome assembly.